CAAAAGGAUGAAACUUUCCAAAAGCAAGAGAAGAAAAUGGAAGAUUCAAUCGCUUGGUAAUUUGUUAAUUUUCUGGUUGCAAUGUUGUUUUCCGGAUUCUUGAAAAGAGUAGUAAGAACUUCUCAAUUCGAUAUCUGCAUUGCUUUCUCCUCCAUUACUCACAGAAAAAAGGUUUCAAGGUCCAAACUUUAUAAUGUUUACAGUACAAUAAGAUGUUUUCAGAGUGGUAGAUUUGACUGUAGUGGUAGUAAAUCUUCUUCACGGCAUUGGUCUCAAUCACCCACACGGGUUUUCGGGAAUCGGGUUUCGAUAGCUAUGAAGAAUGAAGCUCAAAAAGCUCUCUUUGAUUACUUGCAUUACACUAGAACUCUUAGGUUUGUUGAUGCAGAGCAUAUAAGUAAGAAUUCCCCUCGUUUUGUUUUGUGUUUGUUGUCCAAGAUUGAUACUCCUAAGGAGGAUAUAUCCCGGUCGUUGAACAAGUACUUAAGGUACAAUCCCAUCAACGAGUUUGAACCUUUUUUCGAGAGUUUGGGUUUGCGUCCAUAUGAGAUUUCGCGUUUCCUUCAGCGUGACUUGGCGCUUUUGAGUGAUGAUAGUAUCUUGUUUGAGAACUUUCAUGUUCUUUGCCAUUAUGGGAUUCCGCGUGGCAAGAUUGGCCGUAUGUAUAAAGAAGCAAGAGAGAUUUUUGGAUACGAGAAUGGAGUUUUGGCAGCGAAACUUGAAGCUUAUGAGAGCUUGGUUCUUAGCAAGCCUAUAGUUAUUAAGCUUGUAACUUGUUGCCCUUUGCUUCUUGUUGGUGUCAUUGAUAGUGAGUUUGUUUCUGUGGUUAAUAAGUUGAAGGGAUUAAACGUAGGAUGUGAUUGGCUUGCUCGUUGUUUGUCUGAUAGGAAAACAUAUAACUGGUGCCGGAUUCUUGAGACGAUGGAGCUUCUUGAUAAGGUUGGGUUUAAAGAGGAAAAGUUGAGUAGUCUUUUGAAAGCAUAUCCAGAUUUGGUGGGUGAAGCUUCUGGCAAUAAAGCUUAUAUUAUGUUUAAGAAGUUUCAUAAAGUUGGACUUCAGAUGAAUGAAAUCGAUAAGUUAGUGAUAGACAACCCAGAGAUGCUAUUAGAGAAAUCUGUCAAAAGAAUUAUGGAGGCAUUGAAGUUCUUGAGAUGUAUCAAAAUGGAAAAGCAGUUUAUCGUUAGUUUUUUACUGUGUCAUAUGAAGCUUAUCUGUUCGUCCUCUAUACUAGGACCUAGAGCUGUUUGGAAUAGAUCAAAAAUCGGAAGAGAUGAGUUAUGUCGGAUUAUAAAGGGAGAGCCUUUAAAAUUAUUCAGUUUAGCUUCUAAAGUUAAUAAUAGUAGAGUUCAACUUGAUUCAGUGGAUUUGAGGAAUGCAGAGAAGACAGCAUUCUUGUUGAAGCUAGGGUAUGUAGAGAAUUCUGAUGAGAUGGUGAGGGCUCUGAAAAAGUUCCAAGGGAGGGGAGAUAAGCUACAGGAGAGAUUUGAUUGCUUUGUGAAAGCUGGUUUGGACCAUAAUGUUGUUACUCAGCUAGUUAAGCGGGCGCCUCAUAUACUUAACAGGCCGAAAGAUAUCGUAGAAAAGAAGAUAAGUAUGCUAACUGGUUACUUGGGUUAUCCAAUUGAAUCCCUGGUAGAGUCCCCAACAUAUUUGUGUUAUAGUAUGGAGAGAAUACAUCAGAGCUCAAUGUACAUUUGGUUGAGGAAAAAUGAUGCAGUAAUUCCGAGGCUGACACUAAGCACUAUUGUCGGUGUUUCUAAUACUCGGUUUGUGUCAUACUUUGUCCUUACCCACCCUCAAGGUCUAGCUACUUGGGAAAGUAUAAAGAAAACAUCUACCUGAAGAGUGAAGGUAACUGGUCAGUUCAGUUAUAUAAUGUUAUCUUCACAGUAUAAUGUUAUCUUUACAGAUGUCUGUUGAUCGGUAGCAUUGUCUCAUUGCUGUGUUCACAGUCAGUGGCAUUGCAACUCUCUAUUCAACUGUGUAGUGAUAUGCAUUCCAACUAAUGGACAAGGGAUGACUUGGAGAAAGCUGAAAGAACAGUGACUCACACCAUAAUGUUCAUACGCUAGUUCGAACUCAGUGAAGUGAUUCUUAGACAGGACUGAACAGAUUGAUAAAUUUGAAAGGCACAGUCCUUCAUUGAUACAGUAUUCUUCUAUUGCUAUCCGAAGUUGGAAAGGCACACUUGAGGUAUGAUGCAACUUAAAAUGCUUUCUUUGUUGAAGGAGACAGUAUUGGUCAGACAAGCCCACGAAAGAGAUCAGCUAACAUCUGCUUACUGGGACAUACCUGUGACAGUUCUGUAUAGAAUGCAUUAUUACAGGUUUUUUGGAACAUUUGGUUUUGUCCUUUACUCUUAGCCACCAUCAGUCUAUGGCCU
Molecule: messenger RNA, 2383 nt
Organism: Capsella rubella
Lineage: Eukaryota; Viridiplantae; Streptophyta; Magnoliopsida; Brassicales; Brassicaceae
Product: transcription termination factor MTEF18, mitochondrial
Exons: 2
Coding region: 82-1842 (586 amino acids)
Biological process (GO): regulation of DNA-templated transcription; chloroplast organization
Cellular component (GO): chloroplast
Molecular function (GO): double-stranded DNA binding
Source: RefSeq, a predicted model, not a curated record